AUGGCGGCGUCGGCGGCGCUGUUCUCGCGCUGGCGGAGCGGGCUCCGGCUCGGCGCGCGGGGACUGUGCACGCGGCUGGCCACGCCGUCCCCCGGGGCCCCGGAGCAGGUGAGCCGAGGCCGCGGGGCUGCUGCGGGAAGUGGGAACCACGGAGGUGCAAAGGCCCAGGGACCACAGCAGCAGACGCCGCCGGGUCCAGAAGGUCCCAGCUAUGCCAAGAAAGUCGCACUGUGGCUCGCGGGGCUGCUUGGGGCUGGUGGGACCGUCAGCCUCGUCUACAUCUUUGGAAACAACUCUGUGGAUGAAACCGGAGCCAAGAUACCUGACGAGUUUGACAAUGAUCCGAUUGUGGUGCAGCAGCUGCGGCGGACCUACAAAUACUUCAAGGACUACAGACAGAUGAUCAUCGAGCCGACCAGCCCCUGCCUGCUGCCGGACCCUCUGCGGGAGCCCUACUAUCAGCCACCCUACACGCUUGUCCUGGAACUCACUGGCGUCCUUCUGCACCCUGAGUGGUCGCUGGCCACGGGCUGGAGGUUUAAGAAGCGCCCAGGAAUCGAGACGCUAUUCCAGCAGCUCGCCCCACUCUAUGAAAUAGUCAUCUUCACCUCUGAGACGGGCAUGACUGCCUUCCCACUCAUCGACAGCGUGGACCCUCACGGCUUCAUCUCAUACCGCCUGUUUCGGGACGCCACGCGAUACAUGGACGGGCACCAUGUGAAGGAUAUUUCCUGUCUGAAUCGGGACCCAGCCCGCGUGGUAGUGGUGGACUGUAAGAAGGAAGCCUUCCGCCUGCAGCCCUACAACGGUGUCGCCCUGCGGCCCUGGGAUGGAAACUCCGACGACCGGGUCCUCCUGGACCUGUCCGCCUUCCUCAAGACCAUUGCCCUGAACGGCGUGGAGGACGUGCGCACUGUGCUAGAGCACUACGCCCUGGAGGACGACCCCCUCGAGGCUUUCAAGCAGCGGCAGAGCCGGCUGGAGCAGGAGGAACAGCAGCGCCUGGCCGAGCUCUCCAGGUCCAACAAGCAGAGCCUCUUCUUUGGCUCCCUCACCAGCCGCCUGUGGCCUCGCUCCAAACAGCCCUGAGAUCGGGGCUGCAUGGACUCAGUGGCCCGCUCUGGGCCCCAGGAUUGCCCAGCCCCAGGCUGGGGCAGCCCCACAGCCCCGCGACCAAUAAA
Molecule: messenger RNA, 1181 nt
Organism: Ochotona curzoniae (black-lipped pika)
Lineage: Eukaryota; Metazoa; Chordata; Mammalia; Lagomorpha; Ochotonidae
Gene: TIMM50
Product: translocase of inner mitochondrial membrane 50
Exons: 11
Coding region: 1-1089 (362 amino acids)
Molecular function (GO): phosphoprotein phosphatase activity
Source: RefSeq, a predicted model, not a curated record